Molecule: messenger RNA, 273 nt
Organism: Gongylonema pulchrum
Lineage: Eukaryota; Metazoa; Nematoda; Chromadorea; Rhabditida; Gongylonematidae
Source: the annotation of a GenBank genome assembly
UGUUUUACCGCAAUAGUCGGUGAGCUCAUAAGCUUCACCGAUUGCAUAAGCGCGCGUACGGGUGAAAUCGGAGAAAUGUCGCCGAAUGAGGGUGACAAUAGGUCGUGCUGGCGACGUGUUGCUUUCUGCGAUGGCGACGUUGCUGACGGUGUAACACUUGGAAUGCUUCCAGUACCUGCAUUCGACCCGGUUUCGGACCCGAAACUGCCCAAAUUAGUUACGUUUGAACCCGGCGAAGCGUUUUUUGGCAUGCUGGUGCAGCAGUUUCAAUGA